This is a messenger RNA of Mastomys coucha (southern multimammate mouse), 2256 nucleotides long. It is a transcript of the gene Pgghg, whose product is annotated as protein-glucosylgalactosylhydroxylysine glucosidase. The record is from RefSeq and is a predicted model, not a curated record. The transcript has 15 exons. Gene Ontology annotation, biological process: carbohydrate metabolic process. NCBI's taxonomy places the organism in Eukaryota, Metazoa, Chordata, Mammalia, Rodentia, Muridae. Gene Ontology annotation, molecular function: catalytic activity. The coding region runs from base 52 to 2190 and encodes 712 amino acids.
CCGGGGCCCCGCACUGUCUGGAGAGGGCAGCGCUCUUCUUACUUCAGGAAGAUGGCUCAGGAGGUCUGCUGCGGGUACAAGAGGGAACUUGUUUACAGAUUGAGACUGAGACAGCUUUCCAUGGACGGCUCUGAAGAUGACCCGACCAUAUUCAGGGCUCACUGUCUGCCCAGCGACCCCAGGCUCUGGGCCACUGUAACGAACUCAUACCUAGGGACACGUGUAUAUCAUGACACCAUCCAUAUAAACGGUGUAUACAAUGGAGCUGGGGGGGACACCCACCGGGCAACUCUGCCCAGCCCCCUCAAUGUCCAGCUGAAAGCCCCUGCAGGGACAGAACAGCUGACAGAGACCUUUACCCUGGACACCAACACAGGUUCCUUCCUCCACACCCUGGAAGGCCCCAGCUUCCGAGCUUCCCAAUGCAUCUAUGCUCACCGUGUGUUACCCCAUGUACUGGUCUUCAGCGUGUCCAUUGCACGCUUGACCACAGAGAACAAGCCCAUCACAGUGCUGCUACAGGCAGACUUCUCCCCAGAAAGCCCAGACCUGGACCUGCAUGUGGGGCCUGACUUCCAGGGACUCCGGUACCUGCAUGGCCACACACUCACCCCUGAGCAGCCUGGAGAGCCACAGCAGGAAGUGCAUAUGCUAUGGAUGCCGGUUCCCCCAGCCUUGACCCUUGGGGAAGAGGAGGACAGGACCUGGGAGUUUCUGACUGUUGUGGGUAGCAGCCAGGCUGAAGCCCGGGACUGCUUUGCUGAGGCCCUACAGCUGCAGACCAGGGGCGUUCUGUAUUCAGUCCAUGCAGACUCCUGGGGCCAGCUCUGGGCAGGCUGUGGCCUGGAUGUGGCUGGGCCCUUGGUCCUGCGCCAGGCCCUUCGUGGCUCUCUCUACUACCUGUUCAGUGAGCUUCCCCAGCCUGGCACUCAUGGAUCCAUCAGCCAUGGGCUUAGCCCUGGAGGCCUCUCCAAUGGGAGUCGGGAGGAAUGCUACUGGGGCCAUAUCUUCUGGGAUCAGGACCUCUGGAUGUUCCCAAAUAUUUUGAUGUUCCACCCAGAGGCUGCCAGGGCCAUCCUAGAAUAUCGAGUCCGUACGCUGGCAGGAGCCCUGAAGAAUGCUCAGAACCUGGGCUACCAGGGAGCCAAGUUUGCUUGGGAGAGUGCAAGCACUGGCCUAGAGGUCUGCCCUGAGGACAUUUAUGGGACCCAGGAGAUCCAUAUCAACGGGGCUGUGGCCUUGGCCUUUCAGCUGUACUACUAUUACACUCAGGACCUGCAGCUCUUCCAAGAGGAAGGUGGCUGGGAUGUGGUCAGUUCUGUGGCUGAGUUUUGGUGCAGCCGUGUAGAAUGGAGCUCCCAGGACAAGCUGUACCACCUGAAAGGAGUCAUGCCCCCUGAUGAGUACCACUCAGGAGUCAACAACUCAGUGUACACCAAUGUCCUGGUCCAAAACAGCUUGCACUUCGCUGCUGCUUUGGCCAAGGACUUGGGUUUGCCUAUCCCCAAACAGUGGCUGGAGGUGGCUGAUAGGAUCAAGGUACCAUUUGACUCUGAGCUGAACUUCCACCCCGAGUUUGAUGGCUAUGAGCGUGGAGAAGAAGUGAAGCAGGCGGAUGUUGUGCUCCUGGGAUACCCAGUCCCCUUUCCACUGAGCCCUGACAUCCGAAGGAAAAACUUGGAGACUUAUGAAGCCGUGACAUCCCCCUGGGGCCCUGCCAUGACCUGGAGCAUGUUUGCUGUGGGCUGGAUGGAACUGAAGGACCCCUCAAGGGCUCAGGUCCACCUGAGCAGGAGUUUUGCCAAUGUCACUGAACCCUUCAAGGUAUGGACAGAGAAUGCAGAUGGAUCUGGUGCAGUGAACUUCUUGACAGGCAUGGGGGGCUUCCUGCAGGCAGCACUCUUCGGGUGCACAGGAUUCAGGAUCACUGAGGCAGGUGUGACCUUUGACCCCCUGUGUCCAGACCUGCUCUCCAGAGUAUCUGUCUCUGGUGUCUCCUACCUGGGGAACAAGCUCAACUUCACCUUUUCCAAGGACUCGGUGACACUUGAGGUCACAGCCCGUGCAGAGCCCCGGGCACCCCUGCUAGAAGCUGAGCUGUGGCCAUCACUGGCCCGGCUUCCCCUGACACCAGGACAGAAAGUCUCCUUUCCCCACUCAGCUGGCCGGAUACAAAGGUCAUCCCCAUAGCUGCCCAGAAGUUCUUCAGUGUUUCCUGAUAGGAGUUUUGACAAUAGAAGUCCCUUUCAAGCCUGG